AUGGAUCAGAUCGAAGAGCUUCGGAAUAGUAUUACCAGCGAUGUCGAUCGCCAGGUCACACCUCUUAUCGACAUCCUUCGCGCUCAGAUCCAAAGUCUCCGAGAUGACCUUCAACGGGUUCAAAGUCAAACCGAGCAGAUUCAACACCGCUCAUCCUCCUCAUCGAAGCGACCAAAACCCUCGCUUCCCAAUCCAGAAAAGUUCACUGGUGCGAUGGUCAAAUAUGACACGUGGGAUGCUGCCAUCCGCGCAAAGCUCGCCAUUGACGGACCAGCUAUUGGAGAUUCGACAGCACAAUUCUAUUAUGUUUACAUGAAUCUCUCGAGCCAGGUCCAAGCAAUGGUUUUGCCGCAGCUCGCAACUGCGCGUGACAACGACAGCCACAACUAUCAGACCAUUCUUGACCAACUUCGUCGGGUAUAUGACAAUCCGAAUAAAGUUCAAGAGGCAGAGGACCGCCUCCUUUCCGUUCGACAAGGCGCCGACGAGUCCCUCGCCGCUUAUAUUGCCAAGUUUGAACGUCUUCUUUACGAGGCCAGAGGCCAGCAUUGGCCGGAUGUCACGAAGAAACGUUUCAAACAAGAAGAGUAUAGCAUUUAA
Messenger RNA from Penicillium bovifimosum, 600 nucleotides. RefSeq lists its product as uncharacterized. The transcript has a single exon. The coding region runs from base 1 to 600 and encodes 199 amino acids. The record is from RefSeq and is a predicted model, not a curated record. Lineage: Eukaryota; Fungi; Ascomycota; Eurotiomycetes; Eurotiales; Aspergillaceae.